Aspergillus oryzae RIB40 is the source of this 936-nucleotide messenger RNA. RefSeq lists its product as uncharacterized. The transcript is spliced from 4 exons. Bases 1 to 936 code for a protein of 311 amino acids. The record is from RefSeq and is a predicted model, not a curated record. NCBI's taxonomy places the organism in Eukaryota, Fungi, Ascomycota, Eurotiomycetes, Eurotiales, Aspergillaceae.
AUGCAGUACACAAACGAAUUCCCUGACUCGGCGCCAACUGUGCAUGAGCAUCAAACUAUCAAUCCCCAGUUUCUCAACACCCCCCAACAAGCCAACAACCAGCAUGCCCCCCUUAAUAAUUUCAUAUACGUCAAUCCACCAAGCUUCGAACGUCAAGAUAAUCAGAGGUGGGUCCCGAUUUCGAAAAGUCUAGUUCCACUCUACUUUCAGUUGCAUUUACUUACUCUUUUCUUUAGGACAUUCGACUACUUCCGGAACGACCUACAGAUGCCCUCAAUCCUGAACAGACCUACUGCUAACAGCCCGAGUGUCCCGGCUACGCAGACUCCAGGCGUGGAAGUAGUCAUGCCUGCAAACCGGAAGAAACAGACCACGUCGAAAAAGGUAACAAAGAAGUCCGCGUCUAAAGCGUCGACCAAAAAGCCGGAUGGGAGGUCCGCUUCUUCCGGGUCCGAGACCGAUAGCUCUGAUUCGGAACUGGAGAUUGAAGCGCCAGAAGAGCCAUCCCCUAUUCCCCUCGUUCGUCCCAAUGAACCAGAAGCUGCUGCGCGAUAUGAUGCCCUUCGAGCCGUGUGGUCGCCGCGUAAUAGGCGGCCUCAUGCCGACAAAGUCAAAGGCGCACUGGUUGCGUUCAAAGAUGUUGUCAAAGCUGUGAGGGAUACGUGGAAAGAGAAGUCGCAAGCGAUGAAGAUGGCAGAAAACAAGGGCGAAAACGACAAAGCGGCCCAGAUCAAGAAGGAUGUUGUCCUUCAGCGGCGCCUGAUGGACGUGGUUGUUAGCACCACUCUGGAUCAGGGCCACCCCACGAUCGUUGAGAAAAGUCAGAAACGAAUUGAGAGCCUCUCCCGCGUAAUUUCCCUAGUGUGGACUUCAGCAUAUCUUCAUAAAAAGAAUGCUUAUAAAACAAAGGAAAUAAAGGGAGAAGGUUCUCUUUAA